UUUAUUACUACAUCACAUCAUAUGAUAGUCAGAUAGAAGGGAUUUGUAAGUGGAGUGUGGAGUCUGUGUGGAUCUGUAGUAAUAAUUGAAUAACCGUUAUAUUUAAAAAAUGGGGUACAAGAAUCAAGUCAUAGCCACACUUAUAGUGAGCUACCUCUGCAUGACUACCGGAGUCCUUUACACAUGGCCUUCAUCAGUAAUAAAAGUGUUAAGUUCAGAGAACACACCACUGAACAGAAUUAUGACUGAGACAGAAAUAUCUCUACUGGGCAGUUUGACGUCUAUUAGUGCCUUGUUCACUAUGCCCUUGUCUGGAAUGGUCCUGGAUAAACUGGGAAGGAAGUAUACUUGUGUGGGCAUGGCUUUAUUACAAGUGAUUGGCUGGGCAGUAGUAAUAUGCUUCGACUACGUGGAAUCAAUCUUAGCUGCGGUGUUCAUAGGAGGUCUAAGUUCUUGCAUCUACCUCGUGGCUCCAAUGUACGUUGGAGAAUUAUGCCAGGAGGCUAUACGAGGUACCAUGACAGCAGCCGUGAUGACGUGCUUCGCGGUGGGUUGGCUGAUCUCCUACAUGAUGGGAGUGCUGGACUAUCGAGUGAUGAACUACAUAUGUUUAACAAUGAGCUUAGUAGGGACCUUACUACAGUUUUAUUUGUGGGAGUCUCCGUUGUAUCAGAUGACGAAGGGCCUGGAAAAGGAGGCAAUGAAAACAAUAGCUCAUUAUAGAGGAGUAAGAAUUGAUUCUAAAGAGGUUCAUCAAGAAAUAAAUAAUCUGAAAGUGGCGCUAAAUCCAGAUUUAGAUGACGCGACACCUGAAGCAGAAAAGCUACAGCCAAAUGAAACGGUUCAAAGAGAGAAACUCUCUACAUGGCAAUUUUUAAAAAAAUCUCGAUCAACGCGUCGCGCCUUAUUCCUUUGUUUCAUACUAUACACAGCCGUGGUCUUCCAAGGCCAAGUUGUGAUACAAGUAUACGCUGAGCCACUGUUCACGCUGGCGGUUCCCAGCAUGUCAGCGACUGUCUGCAGCGUGCUAUUUGCAAUUGUCAAUAUUGUGGCGGCGCUCAUUGUACUGUACUUGGUGGAUCGGUCGGGGAGACGGCCACUGAUGAUAUAUUCAUCAUUGAUAACAGCAUUCUUCGCGUCUCUCCUCGGGACCCAAAUACAGUUUUCUUGGGGACCCAAUUGGUUGACAGCUGUACUUAUAUACCUAUUUUGUACUACCUAUACCACGGGAGCUGGUAUGAUACCAUAUACCAUAAGUGCUGAAAUAUUUUUACCAGAGAUAAAGAACUUUGCGACGAUAGUGUCAUUGGAGUAUUCCUUCGUUGGAUUCUUUAUUAUUCUGUUUAUUUAUCAUCCUCUAGUCUCAGCAAUAGGUCUGGGUCCAAUAUUCUACAUAUUUGCGGGAGUGUGUCUCCUAACGACGGUGUUCUGCCACUUCUAUAUGCCAGAAACUAAGGGGCUGACAGUGGAUGCCAUACAGCAUCUGUUUGUCCCACGAUCUCAUAAUAAAGUUUGAUAUAAGA
Messenger RNA from Colias croceus (clouded yellow), 1523 nucleotides. RefSeq names its product facilitated trehalose transporter Tret1-like. NCBI's taxonomy places the organism in Eukaryota, Metazoa, Arthropoda, Insecta, Lepidoptera, Pieridae. Gene Ontology annotation, cellular component: membrane. Gene Ontology annotation, biological process: transmembrane transport. The transcript is spliced from 11 exons. The record is from RefSeq and is a predicted model, not a curated record. Bases 110 to 1516 code for a protein of 468 amino acids. Gene Ontology annotation, molecular function: transmembrane transporter activity.